AUGAGUCAUUCAAAAAAAAUAAUAGCUGAAUAUGGAAGUUGGUGGAGUUCCAUCGAUGCAAGUAUUUCGAGCAGUGGAAAUUGUAAAAUGAUUUCUGAAUUGCAAUGUGGUGAAAACUCAGUAUUUUGGGUGGAAUCACAGUUUCCUACUGGCCGGCGAGCAUUGUUUCAGGCAAAAAAGGAUGAAAAUGAAAUAAUCGAAUGGACUCCGCAAGAUAUUAGCGUAAGGAAUACAGUACAUGAAUACGGUGGCGGAUCAUUUAUUGUUGUCGAUGAUGCGCCCUAUUAUAUUACUCAGGAUGGCAUAUUUAGGCAAGUAGCUGCAGGUAAUGAACCCGAGCUGAUUGUUGCUGGUGAUCGUUCACAUCGUUUCGCAGAUCUGUGUUAUCACAAGGGUAUCUUAUUUGCUAUUUAUGAGGUGCAUUCUGGGAACGAGGUGGAAAAUAUGAUCAUACGAAUUGUAGAAGGUGCCGUUCAUCCUAUCGUCACUGGUGCAGAUUUUUAUGCGUUUCCUCGAAUAAGUCCUGAUGGACAAUGGUUCACAUGGAUGGAAUGGAAUAUGCCGAAUAUGCCAUGGGACGAAACAACAGUUGUUAUUUCUUCAAUUAAAGAAAAUGGUGAUAUUGACGAGACUUGCCGAAUUUCUCGUGAAGGUAUCAAUUAUCAUAGUCCGGAAUGGAGUUCAGCUGGCAAUUUGUAUUUAAUUUCGGAUCAUACUAAUUGGUGGAAUAUAUACGAGGUCAACUUAACUGAACGUAAAUUGGACCAGAAUAUAUUUCCAGUUAAUGCCGAAAUUGGUGCUCCACUUUGGCAGUUUGCUGAGCGACAUUUUGCUUCAAAUAAAAAGGGUUAUUUUCAUCUUGUGAUUAACUUAAGCAUUUUGAUGAAUGUUUCUGGGAAAUUGGUGUAUAAGGAAUGGAAUAAAAAAGUGAAAGCGAUUGAUUGCUCAUGUUACACCAGUUUCAAAUGCCUCGCCCUAGAUGAAAGUGGUACUGCUUAUGCAAUUGCCUCAGGUCCGGCCAAAUCGUCAUCAGUAAUCAAAAUUCAGCUCGACACAAAUCAGAUGUUUGUUCUUCGAGAAUCACGAUCUUCCUCUGAUAUUGACAAGCAUGAUAUUUCAAUGCCGGAAUCGAUAUAUUUUCAGUCAGAUGAUAUUAGUAUACAAGCGUGGUUUUAUCCUCCAUUUUCCAAAACAUAUGUAGCUCCAGAAGGUACUUUGCCACCUGUCGUUCUAGUCGCACAUGGCGGUCCCACAGCUUAUUCUUCGAACACUCUUGAUAUGAAAAUUCAGUAUCUAACUACAAGAGGUUUCGCUGUCUGUGAUGUAAAUUAUCGCGGUUCUACUGGAUUCGGGACAGUUUUCCGUAAUAUGUUACGACGUAAUUGGGGUAUCGCUGACAGGAAUGAUAUGAUUAAUGCUGCUAGUUACUUAAUUUCCCAGAAGCGAGUCGAUCCGAAACGAUUGUGUAUUAUGGGUAGUUCAGCAGGCGGUUAUCUUCUUCUAGCCACUCUUUUAAAGUCUGAUUUAUUUUCUGCAGCAGCCUCACUUUACGGUGUGAGCGAUUUGAUUGGUUUGGCGAAAGAUACUCACAAAUUUGAGCUUGGUUACAAUGAACAACUCAUUGGAAAGUUUCCGGAAGAGAGAGCUCUUUAUGAACAAAGAUCACCGUUUAGUCACAUUAACCAGCUUUCAACACCAGUUGCAUUUUUCCAUGGUGAGGAUGAUCCCGUAGUACCACUCACACAAAGUAUGCAAUUAUAUGAAGCAUUAAAAAUGAAAGGAGUGCCUACUUCAUUGACUGUUUUCCCAGGUGAAGCACACGGCUUCAAAGGUUCUUUUGCGAAUGAGGUGACACUGAGUGGUUUCUAUUAUUUCUUUUGUCAUAUGCUGGGUAUUAAACCUUCAGCGGAAAGCCAGAAGAGUAGAGCACAAGAUGUGCCAGUAUUUUCUACACCAUUUGUUAUUAAUCGGCUCAACAUUUCAGGGAAAGAUGUACCAAUGAGACCAAAAGAUUGA
Acanthocheilonema viteae is the source of this 2016-nucleotide messenger RNA. NCBI's taxonomy places the organism in Eukaryota, Metazoa, Nematoda, Chromadorea, Rhabditida, Onchocercidae. The record is from the annotation of a GenBank genome assembly.